AUGGGGCAGGUUGAGAGAGCUGACCACUGGUCGCUGAAGAAACUGCGUCGUCACAUCACCAACACCCUGAAGGAGUCGAGAUUUGUGCACACAGGAGACGCAGGAGGAGACCCAGCGCCUAGCAGGGCUCAGGAGGCAGGAGACCCAGCACCUAGCAGGGCUCAGGAGGUAGGAGACCCAGUGCCUAGUAGGGUUCAGGAGACAGGAGACCCAGCGCCUAGCAGGGCUCAGGAGGCAGGAGACCCAGCACCUAGCAGGGCUCAGGAGGUAGGAGACCCAGUGCCUAGCAGGGUUCAGGAGACAGGAGACCCAGCGCCUAGCAGAGCUCAUGAGGCAGGAGACCCAGCGCCUAGCAGGGCUCAGGAGGCAGGAGACCCAGCGCCUAGCAGGGCCCAGGAGGCAGGAGACCCAGCGCCUAGCAGAGCUCAUGAGGCAGGAGACCCAGCGCCUAGCAGAGCUCAUGAGGCAGGAGACCCAGCGCCUAGCAGGGCCCAGGAGGCAGGAGACCCAGCGCCUAGCAGGGCCCAGGAGGCAGGAGACCCAGCACCCAGCAGGGCCCAGGAGGCAGGAGACCCAGCGCCUAGCAGGGCCCAGGAGGCAGGAGGAGGCACGGCGCAGCCACACCACGCCAUUCCUACCUUCAGCGACUUCCUCGAGUUCAUAUUAUAUAUUAAUUUGUCAGACGAGUUCGCCUCUCACUGGGCUCCAUAUUGGCAGACCUGCGCCCCCUGCAGCCUCAACUAUGACCUCAUAGCUAAGCUGGAGACUGCUAACCAAGACCUCACGCCCGUAUGGCGUCGCAUGGGAAUUAGGCUUGCGGAUACCCCGUGGUACAAUCGGUCUGGGCCUCUUAGCCAGGCCUCCCGACAGGAGACUCAGCGUGGGUACUACAGGCAGGUAUCCCCCUCUCUCAUUGGCAGGGUUUACCGCCACUACCAGUUGGACUUUCAUCUCUUCCAGUACGACAUCCUGGACGUCUUCAGACAAGCAGGACACUGCCGCACUCAAGACUGCACAGAAAUGUUCUCAUAUUUAUAACAAAUGAUACUGAAAUGCAUCAUAAUUUUCAAUUCUAUUCAAAAUAAUUAAGUUAAUUGGCACUAAGAAAUUAUUGUAUAUAUGAUAAACAGGCUGUGCAAAAAUGAUCUCAUAACUAUUAUUAAUAAUGAAGUACAUAUUCCAUAAUAUUGAAGACUGAUCAUCAAAAUUAUCACGUUAAUUAGUAGUAAUAAGCUAUUGUAUCUUUGAAAAACACAUUGUAAGGCAACUCGUCUGAAUUAAGAUUACAAGUAAAAUUCUUAAAUUCUGCGGUUUAACAUCUAUAUAUAAUAAUAAUAAUAAUAAUAAUAAUAAUAAUAAUAAUAAUAAUAAUAAUAAUAAUAAUAAUAAUAUAAAAUAUACAGAACAAUGUUAAUUAGCUGUUAUAGAAAGUACACAUUUAAUAAAGGCACUAAUACUCUGGAAACAUACACAACGCUUCUCCGUGUUUUUGCGAACGUUAGGCCGAGUGUGAGGCUUUUUAUUCUUACCGUGUUCUUGUAUAAGUGAACAAGUUUAAGUUCAAGUACGUUUAUUGAGACAAGAAAAUACAUCUCGAGGGGAUAAAGUAGCUUAGGCUAUUUCUAACCCCCCCCCUCUAGUAAGUGAACAAUGUCCGUGAAGAUAUGUAAGCUUAGUCACU
Molecule: messenger RNA, 1681 nt
Organism: Procambarus clarkii (red swamp crayfish)
Lineage: Eukaryota; Metazoa; Arthropoda; Malacostraca; Decapoda; Cambaridae
Source: RefSeq, a predicted model, not a curated record